AUGUCAGAUGACAUCUCUAUUAAACAGUGGUGGCCGAACUAUCCUCAUCCAGUUCAGAGGUACUUGACAUGGAGGGACAAAAAUACCCCAGCUCUAAUGUAUAACGAUGUAGAGAUUAGAAAAAACUAUUCAAAACAAUUUGAAAAAUCUGAAACGGAAAGAAAUAAAUCGCUUAAUGAGUGCAGUAUAGAAGAAGGUGAUCAGAAUUACAAAGCUAAGUUGAGACCGAGGAAAAAAUACAGAAAGAAUAAACAUUCGGUCAAACAUAUUUGCGAAACUGAAGUUCCGAUUCAAAAAAAGGAAAAAGACGAAAUGAGACCUUACAAGAAACGUUCUUUUUACGCUGAACUGAAGAAUAAAGACUGUUCUUUGGACAAUAAUGAAGAAAAUACAGAAAAACAGAAAGGUAACCUUUCCCCAAACGAAGAAAACGACAAGGAAAAAGAAGGUGUGCCUCGCGGAAGAAAAAGAUGGAAAAGGAAAAUUUCCCGAAAACAAUUUCGACAUCACGAUAUCAAACUGUUCACACCUGGAGAAUAUAAAACUUCUACUUUACUGAAACAAAAAGACGUUAACAACACUGAACAAAAUAAAUUAGAUAAUAUUCAGAAAGAAACGAUCACAGAUUCCAUUGUGACAUCUUUAGGUGGCCAGAAACAACAUCAGGUUCCUGUAGAUGUUAAGAUAUCGAGUCAUUUCAGAGUAGCGGAUCUGAUCGAACCAACAGCAUGUUUAAAACAAAAACAUGAGGAAAACAACAACACCCGCAGUGUUCAGAAUAACAAUAGUAAUAAUAUUAAUGUAGGAAAGCAUCAUUUACCCGCGAUUAUAAUGGAAAAUCCGAUAGUAAAUAGAAGAAUGACUGAUAAUAAUGUACCCAAAAAUUCUUGCAAUGGGCUCGAUGAAUAUUCAUUCAGAAAAUCUUUUACAGAAUCUACACCUAUUCAAAAUCAUGCGACGCCAACAGUGCCACUUAUUCAGAAGCCAACCUAUUUUGAGGAACGACAGUUUAUGUGGCAAAAAAUUGGCUUAAGCAGUCACCUAAACAAAGCUAGCCCGGUUGUUCAGACAACACAAUCGCAACAGAUAAAUAAUUAUUUUAAGGAUACGAACAAUGAGGCUGCAAAACUUUGUGAAUCUAUAGAAACGACAACAAUUGAUGAACCAGAAGAUUUAUCAGUAAAGCAACCAGUCGAUUUGAGUAAAAAGAAGUUAGAAAUUCAAAAUAAAGAAGUAAAAUAUAAAGACUAUGAAAUAAGUAAAUUGGAUAAUUUAAAAAUUCAUUUAUCUCGUAGAAAAAGUAAAUCAAAUGACGAACGAGACAAUAUUCAACCAAGAUUUCAAAGCCAUCCCUCUUCACCUAUACAGAAAUCGUCGAUUUCUCCCUCGAUAGUUAACAUUUCGCAAUCUCACAAGAGCGAAUCAGGAUCGAUUCAACAUAAUCAAUCGAAUGACAUUGGAGUUCGUGUCCUGCCUGUAUCACUUGGUCAUCUCAGUCCGCCGAUUCAUCCGCACAGCCCGACUUAUCAACAAAUCGAUCAAGUCAACCGGAUCAUUUCCAUGUUGAGUGGAAUCAGGUCGUACAUGACCUUACCAGUUCCAAACGAGCUCUUAAAACAUGUCGAUUCCAUUACGACGCAGUUGAGAAUGAUUAUAGACGACGAUAACGUUCCUCAGAAUUUAAAAACGGAAGCUCAGAGGUUGAUGUCGACCUUGGAAGAUGUAGUUUUUCGAAAUAAAGAGUUGAACUUGGUGACGCCUUCGAUGGACCUUCCUAAUGUUGCAUCUCACGAUUUCGGUUUGGAGAAAGAAAGACAAUACGACGCAGCGUAUCCGUAUAAUCCAUAUCCCCUUCAAGCCUAUCAAAAAUUGCCCCCUCAUGUGCAGUUUUCGACACCUGUUGACCAGCUGUUAAACAGGCCUAGAAGUAAAUCGCAUCGAUCUGAGAAGAAACAUCACAGACAUAUGAUAAAAAGAACGAUGUCCAAUCCGCAGGCGGGAUCCAGAAAAGAAGACAUUACUUGGGAUCAAUCCACUCUCGUCAGUCCCAUAAUUGAGAGAUUACAGCCAGCAAUGUACUCGCCACCUGCACCAAUCGAACGAACUUCUCCAGAUUACCCUGACGUAUUCUACCAAAAACUACAACAGCAUAUAUCCAAUGGAUACACGUUGCCUAUCAGUGUGCAUCCUGGAAUGAUAUCUAGAAAAGGCACUGGACCUACUAAGCAUAGUUUACCAAAUAGCAACCCUCUAAGUCCACAGGCGAAGAAAAUUCACCAUUCCCGUGAAGAAAUAUCUAUACGCAUGACCGAAAAUAACAACGAAAAAAAAUCUCAAGUUUCUAAUCACAUGGAACCUCAGCGCCUAUCUCAAUCACCGGAAGUGAUUCCAAUAACCUUACCUCCAUUACCAAAACGACCCGCCGUAAUUGUGGAAGAUAAUUCCAUGGAAAUAACGAAAGAAACAACUAACAAACCUCUAAAGAAUUCACCUUCAAUAACCACCAUAUUGAGAACCACCGGCGAUCGAAUUAGUUCAAGCCCGGAAAUAGAGUUUACAAAUGGCAAAGAAAAGGGUCAGGAUGAGAACAAUACAGAAUUUUUAGUGUGGAUGGAAAAACUAAAGAAAGAUGAGAACCUGAAGAGCAAAUUCUUGACUCAAAUGGGUAUAUUGAAAAGACCGAUUAAGCAAGAGAGUACAAUAGAGAUUAUGGAUAGUGAUGAAGAAACACAUCCCCAGGAACCAAAAACCAAACCAGUUCAAAACGACGCACACAUACCGAAAUGUCCAACGCUGCCACCUCUACUCCCCAUUUUGGCACAAGGUACAACUAUAACCCCACAAGUAACUAGCAGUAUUCAACCCAAUGCGAAUGGUAUAAAAUACUCCCUAUCGUCUUCAAUUCCGAAUGAAGCUCAAUGCAAACAAUUGGGAAAAAAAUCAAAUACGUUGAUAUCCGAAUCCUCAAAGAUACAACCAAUCAAGUUAGGAUUUGCUCCGUCACCGCAAAGAUCACCCGAUAAGGCCAUUUACUCCCCUCAAAUUGAACCUAUUUCCCCUGUAGGAAAUGGUUCAGGAUUCGUAUUUCCCGAUACAAUACAGUCUAAAGCAGACAAAGCUGUAACAUCUCCCACUUAUGUGCAAAAGUUCAAAUCUUCGAACACAUAUGGUCAGUAUAAAAACCCCACUUCGCCUAGAAUGGCAUCGUACCCUCGUGAAGCGGGUACGGAGCGAAGGAAGUCUAUGGAUCGUCCACAAGCACCGGGCAGUCCACCUAGAAUAGCUCCUCACGGUAAACUAUGUUAUAUACGGGACAACCACAUGUUUAUCCGUUAUUUCGAUGACACUCAAGUAGAGCUGUUCAUCAGCAACCUAUCACUUCAAGACGACGAAUUAUUAAAAACUACCGGUCUGGAUCCCGAUCAAUUUAAACACUCUCUUCCGUUCUCAAAGAGGAAACAUUCUUCGGACCAACCUCUAAGUGGAACAGAGAUGAUACGCUUACCGGAACACGUGGAGUUCAGUAGAAGGGAGGAUUUGCGAGAGGUGGAGGAAUUUGUGAACGAGAGCAAUUUGGUGGAACAGUAUGUGCCUAGGGACUUCGCAGACUUCUACAGAUACGUUACAGGCUUUCAAAUAAUUAAGAAAAAAGCGCCAGUGUCUCUACAGACAUUUUUGGCCAUGUAUAAUACGAACAGAACCACGGAGCUGUUACGUAAAUACCUUCAAAGGACGGAUGUAGACACGCCCAUGUCUGGUGUUAGAUAGACACGUUUAAUUUGAGUUCAAGUAUUACAUUAAGUUUUUUUUUACUUUUUUAAUAAAAACCCAUUUAAA
Messenger RNA from Sitophilus oryzae (rice weevil), 3837 nucleotides. RefSeq lists its product as uncharacterized. Lineage: Eukaryota; Metazoa; Arthropoda; Insecta; Coleoptera; Curculionidae. The transcript has 10 exons. The coding region runs from base 1 to 3768 and encodes 1255 amino acids. The record is from RefSeq and is a predicted model, not a curated record.